GUUUGUUUCAGCUGAUCUUUCAACAUGGACCAAGGAGCGACCGGUGUACCAGUGCAGAUAACUGUAUCACGAGGAGAAAACCUGAAAGGUAGCAAAAAGCAGGCAUUUCUCAGCUUUGUGCAUGCUGAAUUUAACAGCAUGGCAUUGGGAGACUCUCAGAAGCUGCAGGUGCCUGUGGAUGAGGCUGUGAACUACAAUUUCACCUGUGGCUUUCACUGUUCUGAAGUGACACACACCCUGGAUGAUCUGGCACACAAGCCUGUCAUAUUAACACUGAUUGAGGUUUUCCCGAAAGAACAAAAACAAAAAGAUGAGAAGACGUCUGUUUUGGGCCAGACUGUUGUGGACCUGCUCCCUCUGCUGCAUGGCCAGUGUAGCUUUUCAUCCACUGUGGUGCUUCACCCUAAUCAUGGAUCGCCAACUGAGACUGCCUCACAAAACAAAGGAAUUAAGCCAACACUGGAAGUGACAGUCAGUGUACCAGAGCCGCUGCUCUCAGACGCACAGCUCUCUGAGUCUAAUCUGAUCACAGUCACAGUGGAGACAGCCUACUCCAUCCCUGAGGUUUGGAACACUGUCCCUGGGCCUCAACAUAGUUAUGUAGCUGCUCUGCAAGUCCCCCUUACAUCACAGAAGAAGGAGCAGAUAUUGUUGUUCUCCAACGGCACAUUAAAAAUGGCAGGAGAAAAAGAAUCAGUGCCCAGAGGCAAAAAAUGGCCCUUUGGUUCAUUCCUCGCCCCGGACGCCCAGUUCAUCCCAGGUCUCUCUAUUGUCAACGAUCCUGUUAAUCUGGAGCAUGGUGACCGUAUUAGGGUAUCCAGAGCUGACGCUGAGAGUAAAAGAGUGAUCUGGGACACAGCACGCCGUUGUUUUAUGGAUGCAGGAGGAGCUUCAUGUCUGUCCCGCAGAAUUGUUGAAUGCAGGCUGUGGCCAGUGGAAAUUAUGAGAUGUACUCAGUUUGGACCUUCUAAAGCAGCAGGAGGAAAACAGCUGGAGGAUGACAUUCAGAUUUCUUUCCAUGGAGUGGCCUAUGUUGACUUGGCACGUUUGCUGUACCCUGGGGUUAGACACAUCCGUGGAGCGUACAGAAUCCACCCGUUCUCAGACUCUGAUCUCCUCUCGAAGACCAAGAGGAAUGCGAGUGUGGUGAACGAGAGCAUGAAAGCGUUGUUAGCAGAUGCUCGUCCUCGUCCAACGUCUUCUUUAUCUUCCUCCAAGGCAGCACCUAGCAAGGCUGUGGGAGGCAAAGAUAGCAAAGAAGAGAUUAAAAAGGGAAAACCAGCUCAGACAGAAAGCACGAUGGACAUUGAAGUGCAAGUGAAUACUGAAGCUCAGAUGUAUGCAGAUUCAAGAUCUUACAUUAUUAUUGAAAUUGCCUUGGAAAAACCACUUGUUCCAAAAAGACAGCCAGAGGAACUAGCCAGACGAGUGAGCGAGCUGAUUCCUCCCAGGCCUCAACGACCCAGGCAUUCAGCAGGAGCAGACAGAGCCGUGCAGGAUUACCAGACACAGAUAAUGAGCGUAGUGACACAGGUGUUGCAGCAGUAUGAGCAGAUGUUUGGAGCUGCAUUUGUUCCUGGUGCUGAGCCUCUGGAUCCUGUCACCCAAGAGCAGCGCAAAACCCAGCUAUUCGGAGAGCUGAACUGCUCUGGGAAAUACUUUGCCUUUAAAGAACAAAUGAAAUACUCUGUAGUACGGAUUGUGCGUGAGAAGAUGCUGAGGACAGAAGCUUUUACCAGCCCAGAGCAGCUGCAGGCUUUCCUGAGUCAACUCUAUAUCUUCCUGGUGGACGAGAUGCAUGUUGCACUUAAUAAGACCUUAUCAGCCAAAGAUCGAGAGUUUCAGGCUCAGCCCUUGCUAGACUGCAGUCAGCUCAGGCACUUUGCCAAAGAGGCCCAGAUGAAUGAGGAUUAUCAGCUUGCUGCCCAGUAUUACCAAGAGCUGCUGGCCCAAGAUCGAGGCAACCCAUCCCACUGGUUUGAAUAUGGCGUGCUUUAUAUGUUCAUUGCUGAGUAUUUAAAGGCUGAGGAGUGUUUCCAACUAGCCGUGUCCGUUGACCAAGAACACAUACCCAGCUUACUUAUGUGUGGGAUUGUGUCAGAAAUUAAUGGUCAUUGUGAGGAAGCAGAGACCUUUUUCGAGAGGGCCACAUCUAUCAAGUCAAGCUCUGUAAUCCCCUGGACCUUGUUUGGCUUGUUUUACUUGGCCCAGGAAAACUUCAUCAAAGCCGAAAUGGCGUUCAUGGAAGCAACUAAGCAGCUGAAAGCAAAACCUGUGUCUGACACUCACACUCAUUCAGAGGAUACUGAGGCAGUGGACAAACCAGAUGUAGUACAAACUGAGGGUAAGAUAGAAAGACAGACAAAAGCUGAAAAGAGCCAGGGGGACAAAGCAAGAGCUGAUUCUGUACAAACCUUCCUACGAGACCAUCUGUCUCCCAUUAGAGAUGGCACCACAAUUUACAUGGAGUCGGUGAAGUUUCUUCUCCAGAGUUACGCAUUACAGAUGGCUCAGAGGGCUUUGGCUCAGGAGUUGUUGUGUCCAGAUGGUGGGCCAAGCAGCUCUUACCAUAUGGCUCUGGCCCAACUACAGCUGCUGAGAGGAGAGUACAGUGCUGCUGAGGCGAGUCUGCAGCAGACCUUUAGUGAUAACUUUCAGAACCCUGAUUUGUGGGCUCUCUAUGGUCACAUCUACUACAUGAUGAAGGAUUACAAGCAAGCUCAAGAGUCUUAUGAGAGAACACUGGGCUUUGUGACAGAUGCUUCAGACACACAUACUGUUUAUCUGCGUCUGGGCUCCAUAUACUUGAAGAAAGAACAGUAUGAUGAAGCAAAAUCUACGUACAUGAAUGCCUGCAGAAGGUUUCCAUCCUGUCUCACUUGGCUUGGGCUUGGGAUUGCCUGCUACAGGAAGGGGGAGCUGACUGAGGCUGAGGAUGCUCUGACUGAAGCUAAUGCCCUCAAUAACAGGAACCCUGAAGUCUGGGGCUACCUGUCACUGAUUUGUUUACAGAUGGGACGAAAACUAGAAGCAGAGCAGUCGUACAAGUAUGCUAUAAAGUUCAACAUAUCAGAAGAAUUGAGGCAGGAGAUUACAGAUGUGCAGAUACAAGUUGGAUUUGGAAAUCCAUCCUUUUGAUAGGUCCUGUUAGAAAUGGGAAAAAAAAAAAACAUUUGUUUAUGAAUCAUGAUUCUUUUGAGUGCCGAUUCAUGUAUUGCAACAUUUACUUCAAAAUCGAUUUUUAAAUUUAUUUAUUUAGAAAUAAAUGUAUUAUUUAGAUUUAUUACAUUUCAAGUAGAGAUGCAUCAGUCGAUCAUCAAGUGUCCAGAAUUAGCUCGUUUUCAGCUUGAUAAGCAUGACUGAUCAACCUUGGACGUAAGUAAUUCUGUGCCAAAUACAAAAGCCUCUGAGUGGUGCAAGAAAAACAUUUUUAUUUUUAUGUUGUUACGUUAUCAAAAGUUGCGAACCUUAAAAGCUUCCGAUUGGCCUUUUUCUCCAAACUCUGCAUGUGAAUUCGUCUCAAAACCCACUCACUACACUUGCUUACACCAGUCUCCAAACACCAUGUGUUUGCAAUAUCAAAUCAGCACCUAGCUAUUAUGAUAAUAUCAGCUCGGGUGGUGACUGGUGAUUUCCAUCCCUAGCACCUUUACACUGUACACGUACAGUAUACACACCUUUUAAGCACAUAUGUUUUUGUAUUUUGUCUACUUGUAAAGAAGUAAUAAAAGAAUAUUCAUUUCAUA
This is a messenger RNA of Clarias gariepinus (North African catfish), 3746 nucleotides long. RefSeq names its product cilia and flagella associated protein 70 (gene cfap70). Gene Ontology annotation, cellular component: motile cilium; extracellular exosome. The transcript is spliced from 26 exons. The record is from RefSeq and is a predicted model, not a curated record. Bases 25 to 3138 code for a protein of 1037 amino acids. Gene Ontology annotation, molecular function: protein binding. NCBI's taxonomy places the organism in Eukaryota, Metazoa, Chordata, Actinopteri, Siluriformes, Clariidae. Gene Ontology annotation, biological process: cilium movement; cilium assembly.